Molecule: messenger RNA, 1718 nt
Organism: Syngnathus typhle (broad-nosed pipefish)
Lineage: Eukaryota; Metazoa; Chordata; Actinopteri; Syngnathiformes; Syngnathidae
Product: E3 ubiquitin ligase TRAF3IP2-like
Exons: 6
Coding region: 400-960 (186 amino acids)
Biological process (GO): humoral immune response; positive regulation of canonical NF-kappaB signal transduction
Source: RefSeq, a predicted model, not a curated record
UCAUGUUUGCCGUGCGCAUCGUCACCGCAGACUACUACCUGGCAAGUCCAAUAAGAAACCUGGACGUGUGUUAUUCCGAGUUCAGGGAAAGCGACGUGAAGAAGGUGCCAGUGGUGCGGAUAUUUGGAGCGACGCCCGCAGGCCUUUGCACCCAUCGGAGCAUUCCUAUCGAGGUGGAUGAAAGUAUGCCACCCUCCAGUCUGGACUUUGACUGCCAGAAGUGUAGUGGACCAGAGAACAGUAGAAGCUGGGAGCAGACUGGGGAACUGGACAUCCAUAUCAAACGAGAGAGACUUCUUCAGCAUAAUUUCCAGAGUGGAUUAAAAAAAUUCACCUACCUCUGGCCAGGGCGCCUCUGUUUGGUCUCAAAGACAAGAAGAAAAUAACCAUGGUGGUUUUAUGGAACCUCAAAACAGGCUUGAAGUUUGCAAUUGUCUUUGUGUAUUUGUAAGAAAUGUUUUCAUCACAUAUUCAGUGGACACUGCUGAAGAAAUUGUUAAAUGUCUAACAAGUCAGGGCUUCAAACCGGCCAUUGACAUAUUUGAUACUCCGUCCGUACGGAUGGGCUUCACCAGAUGGAUGAACAGAUUUUUGAAUGAUAAAUCCGUCCUCAUCAUUGUAGCAAUCAGCCCCAAGUACAAGGAGGAUGUAGAAGGGGAUGAUGACGAUGAGCACGGGCUACAUACCAAUUUAGGAGCACAUCUUUUUAUUUAUUUUAUUUUAUUGCUGUUGGUGCAGAUCCAGAAUGAAUUCAUCCAACAAGGCUGCCUGAAUUUCAGACUUAUACCAGUGUUAUUUUGCAAUGCAACAAAAAGACAGGUCCCCAGUUGGCUUCAGAACACGAGGAUCUACAGGUGGCCCCUCGACAUGCAGGACCUUCUGUUACGCCUGCUUAGGGAGGAGCGUUACAUCAUCCCACAGCCAGAAGCAUCCCUCACUCUCACAAUUCGUCCACUCUGAAAGAAAUGACACACAAACAAGGGAAUUUGACAUUUCCAAUGAUUGUGUCCACAUAUCUUGGUCUAUUUGAUUUACGAUCUACGCUGACCUAAUAUUUGCAGUGUAUUUCAUUCUAAACAAUUCUGCCUGCAUGGCCAUGUUUGAAAUGAGAAUAGAUCAUUCCGUAUCAGGAACAGAAGCGUGGAUACCGGAUUAUUUCAAUGAACGUUGGGUUACAUUAUGAAUAACUAUAUUUACCACAAGGUGGCAGCAUAUGACAAAUGAUCAAAGCAACCCAGCACCACUUGGCAUUAAAACAGAAAAAAAGUCAGACGUAAUGGCCUUUAUGUUUUAUUGACUGUGUUAUAUAUGAUAGCAGCAAUUCUUGUAGGACAAUAUCAUUAUUUCAACUAAACCUCGAGUUGCCAUUCAUUCCAACGGGAGGCCCAACAAUGUCAUACACUAGAAUUUCAAUACAGCACUCCUUACAAGCCCAACUUUAGCUUGCAAACUGAGAGAAGUCCAGGCCAGCCAGUCUGUUUCCUUGACCUAAGUCAAAAUGGUUUGUUCACUUUAAGUGCUGUGUUUCACCCGCUUUAUCAGAUCCUGAAUGAGGCCACUUCCUGCCAACGCCCGGCCUGCCAAAGCCAAUAAAUCUAGCUUUUAUCGUUCCCCAAAUACCUGCCACUCGUCUCAGCGUUAUCUGCCCAGUCCAAAGCAGCCAGGAACUGACCGAUGUGUUUUCAUAAACAGCAAUAAAAUAUAAUUCCCUCCUAAGA